Molecule: messenger RNA, 1164 nt
Organism: Drosophila obscura
Lineage: Eukaryota; Metazoa; Arthropoda; Insecta; Diptera; Drosophilidae
Product: 28 kDa heat- and acid-stable phosphoprotein
Exons: 1
Coding region: 269-913 (214 amino acids)
Cellular component (GO): cytosol
Molecular function (GO): RNA binding
Source: RefSeq, a predicted model, not a curated record
UCAACACACACUGAGCUAUCGCUAAUAUCGAUUGUACUAUUUCUGGAUCGUCAAUUUUAUUUGGAAUUACUGUGUGCUGUGCAAAAAAAAAAGCCUGCGCGACUAAAUUACCAGAUCAUUGCCACGCCUGGCCGAAGGAGCGAAUCAAAAAGCAGAAACCGACCGUUGCGUUUCAGCAGCUGCUUGCGGGACAACAGAACACAGUUUGGUGGCAAACUAGCAGCGACACACGCACCCAUACACACGAGCGUAAAAACAAAGACCCAGCAUGCCACGAGGAAAGUUCGUUAACCACAAAGGCCGCAGCCGCCACUUUACAUCACCCGAGGAGCUGCAGCAGGAGUCCGAGGAGGAGAGCGACCAGUCGAGCGGCAGCGGUAGCGGCGAGGAGACCGGCGGCGACAAGGCUUCCGGAAGUGCGGCCACAUCCAAGCCAAAGCCGCCAGCGGCCCGCAAGACCGCCACCCGUCCAGCCCAUCGUCAGAAGCAGCGUCCGGCGGUCAGCUCGUCGGAAUCCGACUCGGAGGAGGAUUCCGAGGAUGACUCAGAGGCAGAGGCGCGAGAUGCCAAAAAGGGCGUGGCCUCACUCAUCGAAAUCGAGAAUCCCAACCGUGUGACCAAAAAGGCCACCCAGAAAAUCGCAACCCUUAAGCUGGACGAUGGUGGGCCCUCCACCACCACCUCCACCGCCUCCGCCAAGCCGGAGCUGUCCCGUCGCGAGCGUGAACAGAUCGAGAAGCAGAAGGCGCGCCAGCGUUAUGAGAAGCUCCAUGCGGCCGGCAAGACGACCGAGGCGAAGGCAGAUCUCGCCCGGCUGGCUCUCAUUCGUCAGCAGCGAGAGGAGGCCGCCGCCAAGCGCGAGGCGGACAAAAAGGUGGCAGCCGACACCGGAAAGAAGCCGGGGGCUAAGUAGGAUCAUUCCCGGAUCCCCAGCCCGCGAUACCUUAACCCGUCAACUGAUUCAGUAACAGAACCAAUGGAAGGGCUAAUGGCAAUUAGUUAAGGAAAUGUAAAGUAACAAAUUUAUCAGGAAACGUUACCCGCAAGAGGAUGAGGCUCGCUACGCACUACACCGCACCGCACCGCACCGACCACCAACCACCAACCAAACCGAAACCCAAUCCUAAUCCCAAACCCAAACCGAUCUGUUGCAUCUGCCACAAG